Molecule: messenger RNA, 1882 nt
Organism: Selaginella moellendorffii
Lineage: Eukaryota; Viridiplantae; Streptophyta; Lycopodiopsida; Selaginellales; Selaginellaceae
Product: probable leucine-rich repeat receptor-like protein kinase At1g68400
Exons: 2
Coding region: 22-1812 (596 amino acids)
Biological process (GO): protein phosphorylation
Molecular function (GO): protein kinase activity; protein binding; ATP binding
Source: RefSeq, a predicted model, not a curated record
GCCUGGUAGAGGCGGAAGAGGAUGGGCCUAAACGAAGAGUUAAUAGCGGUGGUAGUGUUCCUUCUGGUCUCUAUGGGAUGCUCUGAUCUAGACUCGGAUAGGGAGGCUCUUUUGAGUUUUAAAGAGAAGGCAGAUUUGAAGCAGACUCUCGGAUCGAGUUGGACGGGCAAUAAUCCCUGUACUGACAACUGGGAUGGUGUAAUCUGCAACUCAGAUAAUCGCGUAGUUAAACUCAGGCUUGAGAACCGCAGGUUUCCAGGUGUUUUAGAGAACGGUUUAGGCCAGUUGACGGAGUUGAAAGUUCUAAGCUUGAAGGGAAAUAACUUGACGGGCAGAAUUCCAUCGGACUUAUCCAGGUGUAGGAGAUUACAGAAGCUGUAUCUCAACUCCAAUCGACUUGAAGGAUCGAUUCCGGAAGCUCUUCUCACGCUGCAAGAUCUCGACAGGGUGGACGUCUCCAACAAUCAUCUGAGUGGAUCUAUCCCAGCAGCGAUAGGUGGUUUGCGGAAGCUGCUCACAUUGCGUCUAGAGAUGAAUUCCCUGACUGGCGGAGUUCCCGACGUGUCCAACAUACCAAACUUGACAGACUUCAAUGUUUCCUGGAACAACUUGAGCGGUCCUGUUCCCAGCGCUAUGGCAAGUAGAUAUCCGACAGCGUACUUUGGGAACUCAGCUCUCUGUGGACCCCCGAGCUUCGCUCCUUGUCCUCCAAAGUCCAGGACGCAGAAACCUUCUCAGCAGAUUAUUGUCAUCAUUGCCGUUGCGGUCAUCGGUGCGUUUGUCCUCAUUUUUUCGGCCUUAUUUUUCGGCUACAGAUACCUCCGUGCAUCGUCCAAAGACGUUGAUAAGUCCGACACAGCAACAACAGGAACCGAGAAGAAAGAGAUGGCAUCCGGCGACAUUGUCUUUGUCACAAGGGAUGCUGGCAAGUUUCAGCUCGCGGACCUCCUCCAAGCUUCCGCAGAGCUGCUUGGCAAGGGAAGCCUCGGGAGCACUUACAAAGCCCUCUGUACUGGAGGCUUCGUAGCAGUGAAGAGGCUAGUGGACCGGACGGGAUGCAGCAAGAAGGUGUUCGAGAGGAGAAUGGGAAUUGUCGGCCGAAUGACGCAUACGAAUCUCCUGCGGCUGAGAGCUUUUUAUUUUUAUGCCAGGAUCGAGAAGCUGCUGGUAUACGACUACAUGCCAAAGGGAAGCUUGCACAACGUCUUGCAUGGUAACAGUCCGGGAACUCCGUCCAGGCUUUCGUGGUCCAAACGCCUCAAGAUCUCUCUAGGCGUUGCAAGAUGUUUAAAGUUCCUGCACCACCAGUGCAAGCUCCCGCAUGGCAACAUCAAGUCGUCCAACGUUCUUCUCACCGAGAGGUACGAGGCUCGAGUUUCCGACUUUGGCCUGUUACCCUUCGUUCCUAGCGAUCAAGCGCUGGAGAAGAACGGCUACAGAGCUCCCGAGUGCCAGACUGCCUCGGACAUAUCAAGAAAGGCAGACGUCUUCAGCUUCGGAGUCAUCCUGCUAGAGCUGCUCACUGGAAAGCUCCCGGCGGAAGAAGCAGCUAGCGGUGGAGACCAGGCUGGGAACUCAUCGAAGAUGGAUCUUCCCAGCUGGGUGAUAGCAACCGUGAACGACGAGUGGACGUCGGCAGUGUUUGACAACGCCAUCGAGGUUUCCAAGCAAGAACAGAUGGUCGGGCUGCUCAAAGUCGCCAUGGCCUGCGUAACUCGAGCAGCCGAGGAGAGGCCCAAGAUGAUCCAAGUCGUGCAGAUGAUUGAAGAAGUGGAUGCAAUAGAGGUCAGUCCAGACUUGAGCUACAUUUAAUUCUUCGUCUCGAUCCAGAGAACACCUUGUUCUUUCUUUUUUCUUCUACCUUUUUUCUUUGGUUCUAGCA